AUGGACGGGAGGAUCCGGAGCGGGGAAGGGGUUAUGGGUCUCUUCCUGACCGCCCCCGCGGAGCCUUGGCCCCUCCGGGCCCUCCCAAGUUCAGGCCAGCGACUUGAUGGACUGUCCUGCCUAUGGGAAGGGCCCGCUACAGCUGCCCAGUACGGCUCUCUGCCCCCAGGAGGUGCCCAGUGCGGCUCCCUGCCCCCAGGAGGCAUCCGGAGCAGCUCGGAGCGCCGGAAGGAGAAGUCUCGGGAUGCGGCUCGGUGCCGGCGCAGCAAGGAGACGGAGGUGUUCUACGAGCUGGCCCACGAACUGCCCCUGCCUCACACCAUCAGCUCCCACCUCGACAAGGCCUCCAUCAUGCGUCUCGCCAUCAGUUUCCUGCGCACCCACAAGCUCCUGACUGCAGUGUGCUCGGAGAGCGAGCCGGAAGCGGAGGCUGACCAGCAGAUGGACGGCCUCUACCUGAAGGCCCUGGAAGGGUUCAUCGCCGUGGUGACCCAAGACGGAGACAUGAUCUUCCUCUCCGAAAACAUCCACAAGUACAUGGGGCUGACCCAGGUGGAGUUAACGGGACACAGCAUCUUUGACUUCACUCACCCCUGCGACCACGAGGAGGUUCGGGAAAAUCUGAGCCUGAAGAACGGUCCCGGCUGCGCGAAGAAAAGCAAGGACGUCUCCACAGAGCGCGACUUCUUCAUGAGGAUGAAGUGCACCGUCACCAACCGUGGCAGGACGGUCAACCUCAAAUCGGCCACCUGGAAGGUGCUGCACUGCACGGGCCAGGAAGUGUACAGCUCCCCGGCGCCACACAGCCUGUGCGAGUACAAGGAGCCCCUCCAGUCGUGCCUCAUCAUCCUGUGCCAGCCCAUCCAGCACCCCGCCAGGCAUCGACAUCCCCUGGACAGCACCUUCCUCAGCCGCCACAGCAUGGACAUGAAGUUCACCUACUGCGAUGACGUCCUUCCUUCGCCGAUUUCUGCCCGCAGGAUCACGGAACUGAUUGGCUACCACCCGGAAGAGUUUGCUGGCCCGCUCCGCUACGAGUUCUACCACGCUGACUCGGAGAGCAUGACAAAAAGCCACCAGAAUCUUUGUGCCAAAGGCCAGGUGGUGAGCGGCCAGUACCGCAUGUUGGCCAAGCUCGGCGGCUACGUGUGGCUGGAGACGCAGGGCACCGUCAUUUACAACACUCGCAACCUGCAGCCGCAGUGCAUCUUCUGUGUCAACUACGUCCUCAGUGAGAUCCAGAAGAACGACGUGGUGUUCUCCAUGGACCAGACCGAGUCGCUCUUCAAGCCCCACCUGCUGUCCAUGACCUCCAUCUUCGACGACGAGGCCGGAGCCACCGACCCGAGCAACUUCCUGUUCUCCAAACUGAAGGAGGAGCCGGAAGAGCUGGCACAACUGGCCCCCACCCCGGGAGACGCCAUCAUCUCCCUGGACUUCGGGAACCAGAAGUUUGAGGACUCGCCCCACUACGGCCAAGCCAUCCUGCCCCGCGGCAAGCAGUGGUCCCUGGACGUGGGGAAGAGCCAGCUGAGCCAGAGCGAGCCAGGCAGCCUGCCCGCCUUCACGGUGCCCCAGGUGGCCCCCGGGAGCACCACCCCCAGCGCCAGCAGCUCCAGCAGCUGCUCCACGCCCAGCAGCCCGGGAGACUACUACAGCGCACUGGGCGAAGAGCUGAAAAUCGAGGUGAUCGAGAAGCUCUUUGCUAUGGACACCGAGUCCAAGAAUCAGUGCAACACGCAGACGGACUUCAACGAGCUGGACCUGGAGACGCUGGCCCCCUACAUUCCCAUGGAUGGAGAGGAUUUCCAGUUGAGCCCCAUCUGCCCCGAGGACGCCCCGCUGCUCGAGUGUGCCCAGGCGGCCCAGGAGAGCCUGACCACCAUGACCAGCCUCUUCCAGCCCCUGGCCCCCGCCGCCCCCGAGAAGUUCCCCCGGCAGAUGGCCGGCAAGAAAGCGGGCUCCGGGGGCCACCGGCCCGUGGCCUCCGUGUUCUUCGAGGGCGGGUCCAGGGCGGCCCUGCCGCCCUACUGCACGCCCGCCUGCACCCCGCUGUCUUCGAUGGGGGGCCGCUCCAACACCCAGUGGCCCCCGGACCCCCCCUUAGGGUACCCGCACGUGAAGUGGGCCGGGCCCGACCCCCGCGCCGGCCCUCUGGGAGGGGGACCGUCCUCCGGCCCGCCGCGGCCCUCCCCCGGCCUGCCCCUCUACAAGGACAGGUCCAGCAAGGUGCUGACCCCACCGGGGCCGGGCCUGAACCCGGCCCUGCUCGCCCUGUCCGACAAACUGCGACUGAAACGGCACCUGGACAGAGGAGACCCGCCCCGCGGGCUGCCCGGAGGGGGGACGGCUCCAGGCGGCGGCGGAGGCCCCUCCCACCAGAUGUGGAAAAGGAUGAGAAGCCUCAAAGGGGAAGACUGUCCUCUGCUCCCCGAAAAACCCCCCAACCUGGGGGUCCGCAGCGACGAUUUUAUCUGUGAGGCCCCGAGGGGCCUGGGUCCACCCCAACCCCUGGGCCCCCCUCGGCAGAAGCCGCUGCCCCUGCACGGUCUGCCGCCGCCACCCUCCCCCGGAGACACCCCCAAAGCGCCCGGCCCCCCGCCGUUCUACCGCUCGCGCUACCAAGACUGCGGCCCGCCGCCCGCCCGCAAAAUGUCAGGGAUGACCAGCCGUCUCCUGGGGCCGUCGCUGGAGCCGUAUCUGUUACCCGAAUUGACCCGCUAUGACUGUGAAGUCAACGUCCCCGUCCCGGGCAGCUCCACCCUCCUGCAGGGCAGCGACUUGCUCAGGGCCCUGGACCAGGCGGCCUGAGAUCCCGGGACCACCCCCCGCCCGCCCACGAGCCCCCCCCCCCCCAGCCCGCCGGGCCACGUCUCUAACACCAGCCCCCUCCCUCCGAGACGCCCUCAGUGCCGGACGCGUCCGCCGGGCCCCGCGGUGACCUCGCCGACCUCCCAGCCUCUUCCUGCACAGAAUAAGAAAGCGGAUGCGCCGAUCGUUUCAUCUACUGUAUUUUUCUCUAUUGCAAUAAAAACGCGUUAGCCCGUUCGGAUGAUCUUCCUGCCCCCCUCCCGCCCCUCCCCCGGCCCCGGACCAGCGGAGCGACCCGUCCAGCGUGACCGUGGCCUCCCCUGCGUCCACGCUGACCGGCGCCCCGCCUCCGAAGGGAGCGAUUAGCCCACCCCCGCCCCGUUCGUGACAAGAAUGAGGAUUAUGUUGCCAAAGAUCAUCCAAGCAGAUGGAAAGAGGUGUGCGUGCGGGUACACGUGUGUGUGUGUGUGUGUGUGUGUGUGUGUGUGUGUGUGUAUGCGUCUGCGUGCGUGCAAUUCCCGUCUUGCCAACCGAGCGUCCCGUAGUCGGGAAGCUUCUGCUCGGAGAGGGGGCCGAGGGUUCUGGCCGGGUGGACGGAUCGUCUGGGAACGUCAUUUCCACCGGUGGGGGGUUUUGUUUGUCUGUUCUAAUCCUUCGAAAGGCAAACUGAGGCUAUUUAAAAAACGACGACUAAAAAACAGAACCCAUUUCUCUCUGGGUUGAGCGUUUCUCCUUUUUAGGUACUUCCUUCUAUCUUAAACUAGCGAGGCAGAGGUGGACCCCCGCUUGCUCCCAAGCCCGUUCGGAGGUGGCCGUCCUCUCCCCCACCCCGCCACGGACCCGUCGGGACUGGGGGGGCCCCCUCCGCCCCAGAGCCGGUUCUGUCACCACCGAUUGCUCCCCGGUGGCUCCUGGGGUGUUGUUUCCUACCUUUGGUUGACCUGGAAGCAGAACCCAAGAAAGAGAAUCAUCCGACGGAAGCGUUCAGCGUUGUAUCUCCCUUCUUCUAAUUGUAUUAUUAUUAUUAAUGUUGUGGUUAUAAUUAUUAUUAUUGUUAUUAUUAUUCUAUUACGCCAAGUUGCCGUGGUGAAGUGUUUCGGGUUUGGAGCCGGGCGAAGGGGGAGAGGGGAGGAACUGUAGUUAGUAGGGCCACUGACCGGCCGGGGAUCUUUCGGAGUGACCCGGAAAGGGUUGGAUCGGGUAUUGGGGGGCGGGGGGCGGGGGACUGCCCCCCGUCUCCCGCCCCGCCGCGUUUCCGGCGAGUCAGAGCGCGGGCCUCGGCCGCCUCGGCCGCUGGAAGGGGGAGCGGCCGACAGCGCCAUCGACCCGGGCGGCCCCCGGGCCCGGGCACCUCCCUCCCCCGGCGGAAGCCACCCCCUCCCCGGUCCAUCCCCGGAGCCCCGCCGCUCCCCUCUAAACCCUCUCGGGGACGUGCGCUAACUCGUACAGGUAGGGAGCACUGUAGCCCAGAGGUGCUCAGGGAGCGCUCUGGGGGCCGGUCGGAUGUAGCCCUCCUUUUGCAUACACUGAAAAUCAGGGGCGUCCAACCCCCGGGCUCCCCAGCCAAGUGCCAGCAGGCCCCCCGCCGCCCCCGCCGAGGUCCGGGAAAGACGAAAGGCAGAAAGGUCCCAAAGCGGAGGGUUCCCCUUCUAAGGCGGGGGGCGUGCACGCGCGUGCCGUCUGUGCUAGCGUGUACGCAGGCCGCCCACGUGGCACGUAUGUGCUCGGACGCGGGUGUGCGGCCCGUGCUGGCGUGCCCGCGUCCUUCACGCGGCCCGGGAACUCAGACCCGACCGCACAUGAUGUCAGCGUCCGGAGGGGUCCAACAGCUGUCCCGGGCCUACCCUUUCCCGUUCCCGCCGCCUCAGCCUCCCGGUUCUUAGCCGCUUUACUAAAACCCCCCGGAAAUAAUCCGAGCCCCCCCGCAUUAAUCGUACCCUGUCCGCGUAACUACUUCAUGAACUGUAUUUUGAAUUCUUACUGACGACAUUAUAACCGUAUGAGACCUUUAACGCGAUAAGGAAAGAAAUGUAUUUUGACACCGAUACCUUUAUUAAAGUUCCACUGAUCGGACUUUGCUGGUGACUCCUGCUUUGCUUUGGAUUUGUUUUGUCAUGUACCAUUGUCAAAUGAAGGAUUUAUUAAAUUAUUUAUAGAAAAUGAA
Messenger RNA from Ornithorhynchus anatinus (platypus), 4975 nucleotides. RefSeq names its product endothelial PAS domain protein 1 (gene EPAS1). Gene Ontology annotation, molecular function: RNA polymerase II transcription regulatory region sequence-specific DNA binding; DNA-binding transcription factor activity, RNA polymerase II-specific; protein dimerization activity. Gene Ontology annotation, biological process: regulation of transcription by RNA polymerase II; cellular response to hypoxia. The record is from RefSeq and is a predicted model, not a curated record. Lineage: Eukaryota; Metazoa; Chordata; Mammalia; Monotremata; Ornithorhynchidae.